Messenger RNA from Recurvomyces mirabilis, 3657 nucleotides. RefSeq lists its product as uncharacterized. Gene Ontology annotation, molecular function: protein binding. The transcript is spliced from 2 exons. The coding region runs from base 1 to 3657 and encodes 1218 amino acids. The record is from RefSeq and is a predicted model, not a curated record. NCBI's taxonomy places the organism in Eukaryota, Fungi, Ascomycota, Dothideomycetes, Mycosphaerellales, Teratosphaeriaceae.
AUGGCGGGAAUGCCCUUCAAGGUGAAAGCCAUCUACGAGUACACCAGCCAGCAUGACGACGAUCUGAAGUUUCCCAUUGGCCAGGUCAUCAAUGUCACGGAGCUUGAGGGCGACGACUGGUAUGUGGGUGACUACACGGAUGCCUCCGGGGCGAAACAUGAUGGGUUGUUUCCCAAGAACUUUGUAGAACGAUAUGAGCCAGAAGUGCCAUCGAGACCUGCGAGGGCAGCGCGGCCAAAGUCAAUGCUUCAGCAGUCUCAACCACCACAAGCACAAGCAGUCCCUCAGCCUACUCGUGGACAGGAAGAUGAGGAGCAAGAGGAUGUACCCGUCGUACCGGCGGCUUCUAAGCCACAACCACAGCCACCAUCUGUAGACAUACCCGAGCCAAGCAGAAAAGAUGAGGAAGUCAAGUCACCACCUUCAGCUACCAGAGAACCUGUUGCUCAGGCCACACCACCAGCUCCGAAACCAGCGCCUGCCGAAUUGGCUGCAACAUCCACAGCCAAAGCCGGUCCUCCUCCCAUCGCACCCAAGUCGAAUGCAUUCAAGGAUCGCAUCGCAGCUUUCAACAGUGCAGGAGCUGCUCCGGUUGCACCGCUCGGGACGAAAGCGCCUCGCAAUGACUACAUUAAGAAGCCAUUCGUCGCCCCGCCGCCCAGCCGCAAUGCAUACAUACCACCAGUGCAGAAGGUGGAGCCUGUACAUAAACCAUACAUACGCGACGAGGAUCCAGAGAUCAGACAGCGAGAAGAGGAAGAUCAUGCGGCCGCGGAAGCAGCUGGGUUGACAGGUGACUCGCAUGGUCCAGCUGCAGAGGAUGAAGAAGACGCACCAAAACCGAUGAGCUUGAAGGAGCGUAUGGCGUUGCUACAGAAAGAGCAGGAGGCUGCACGAAAUAGACAUGCUGUCGAAGCCCCGAGAAAGAAGCCACCGGUCAAGAAAGCAUCCGAGUCAUCCGAGCGAUCCAUCCCUCCUCCAGUGCCAGCUCAUGAAGCUGCGGAGGAAGGUGAAGGACUUGAGCGUGUACCUACUCAGCGAAAGUCAUUGGAUGUCAACCGAGAGCGACCCAGGGUACCUUCGUCCCAAAGACGGCCAGCUGAUCCAAUGUCACCUUUGCCCUCGGCACCUGCGCACGAGAUCCUCAGUGGUGGCGAGGAAGCAGACCAGUCUGGUGCUGGUGAGCUGACCGAGGAUGAUACCGGCACAAUCGGCCCCGGAGAUGACGAAGACGAGAAGCCACUCCCGGGGCCCAGAGCGGCAGCUGCACCGUUGCACGGAGCUGAUGUCGGCAACGAAGAGGAUACGAUCGAGAAUCAAGGCGAUGACGAAGAGGAGGAGCUUGAUGAGGAAGAACAGCGUAAGCAGCGCCUUCGCGAACGCAUGGCAAGACUAGCAGGUGGUCAACAAGGUGGCGGACCCUUUAAUCCCUUUGGCAUGCCACCAGCUGCAGCUCCAGCCGCGAAGAAGCGCUCAACCAGGGAGAAGCAUCCUGAAGAGGAAGCAGCGGCUUCAGCACCUCAGAUACCGCAAAUGCUCGCAAUGCCGGGCAUGGGCGGUGCGAUGCCGAAAGUACGGAGCCCGGAAGUCGAGGAGCCCGAUCACAUGAGCAGAGCUGGGACGAUACCGAGAGAUGUCGAGGCGGAUGACGAGAAUGAGGAGCCUACGCCACCUAGACGGUCGACGACGAUGGAUCGUGGCGAGGCUCCUCCUGUGCCUAAAGACCGCCCAGUCCCGGCAGCACCACAAGAACGUGCCGUACAUCCUUUGCCACCUAGCGAUACCUCUAGACCAGUACCUCGCCCACCGCCAACAGAGUCCCGGCCUGUCCCGCCACCUCCACCUGCUGCUGCGCUGACAUCGCCUGGUCCUGGCUCCGAGUCCGAUGAUGAGAUGUCUAUGCAUGCGAAGCGAUCCUCGACUGAGCAUUCUGGAAUUGAGCCACCAUUGCCUAUACGAACAGGCGCUCCACCUGUGCCUGCUCGUGAACUGCCACAGUCACCCGGCAACAAGCGUAUAUCGGCCUUUGGCAACGAGCCUAGCUCUGCAACAUCGGACAAGAGAGCAAGUCGUGUGCCACCGCCUGUGCCUGGCAGCGACAUAAUGUCGCCAGGUUCGCCAAGACCGCCACCACCUCCACCACCGACUGCGGUGCCGACGAGAACCAACACAGACUUUCUGGCAGCCGCUAACGAGGAGACGGAGCGUGGCGAGAGUGACUACGAGGGAGACUACGAUACUGAUAUUGCUUCAAGUGCACCGCACAAGGACGCGCUCAAAGGUCAUGCUCGUGAGCCAAGCGACAGCACGACCGCUGACGAGAUGACACCCGUGAGCUCUCCACCUCCACUACCGCAGCAGAACGCUCCUAGAGCUGUGCCGCCUCCUCCACCACAAGCUGCGCCACCGAAGUCUAGACCAUCUAUGGACACACCUAGAGCACCUCCGCCUGUGCCGCCACCAACUGGUAGACAAACGCAAGAUGAUGAUGACGAGUACGAUCCAUACAAGUACACAGAAGCAUCAAGAGCACCGCCACCACAAGUCCCAGGCGCUAUACCCAUCGCAGCACCACCAAUACCGCCUGAUGUGCCUUCAAUGAUCCAUGAAGAGAGUUCCGCAGACGACAUGCCGACUCCUGGUCCAGCACCUCCACCACGAAGGUCAACUGAACGAGCGCCGCCACCACCUCCAGCAGCCGAACGUGCGCCACCUAUGCCGCCCGUCUCAACGCAACCACCACCCCCUGUACAGCCAGGUAUUUCGCGCUCAGCGACAAGGCAAUCAAUGGACACUCAACGUCAAGUCAGUGGAGCAAGGAGAUCGAUGGAGCAAUCACGACCGGCCGGUGACCAAGGCCAAAUGGCGCACGACCUCGACCUGAGCCAAGACACACAAUGGUGGACAGCACCUCAGCCACUCCCUCCUUCCCUCCAGGCGCGCAACGGCAUAGAUAUCCUAUCGGAAAGCGAAGAAAGCCAGAAAUCGCGCCGAGGAGGCCGGACGACGAUAUCGAAGGAUAUCUAUAUCCUCUAUAUGGAUUAUAGCCAAACGGUCAUAACCGCGCAAUACGACUCCAAAGACCCCUCCGACAUCCAACUCGAACAACGACAUGAACCUCCGCCACCAAAGCCGAGACAAGAUCAGCUGGAAGAUUACUGGCAGCGUUUCGGCCGCAGAAUAGCGGAACAAGUCGGGAGUGUGGGACACAGCAAGAAGGAUAGCACGGUCAGCGACGGCACUCCUGCCGCAUUACCACUAGAAUCAAUCAAAGCCCACGCCGACGCCCUCCUCCCAAUCGGUACCCGCGCCUACGGCGCCCUUGUCUACGCCAACCUGGCCAACGCCUCCAUCCUCCAAAACGACGAGAUCCGCCCCGGCGACAUCAUCACCGUCCGCAACGCAAAAUUCGAGGGCCACCACGGGACGAUGCGGCAGAAGUACAAGGCUGAGUAUGGGACUCAUGCUUCUGGGGCGGGACAUGUGGGGGUCGUGGAGGAGUGGGAUGGGACGAGGCGGGCCGUGAGGGUUUGGGAGCAGGGGAGGGAGAAGAAGGGAGGGGUGAGGAGUGAGAAGUUGAGGUUGGGGGAUUUGAGGAGUGGGGAGGUUAGGGUUUGGAGGGUUGUGGGGAGGGAGUGGGUUGGAUGGGCGGAUUGA